Molecule: messenger RNA, 1337 nt
Organism: Juglans regia (Persian walnut)
Lineage: Eukaryota; Viridiplantae; Streptophyta; Magnoliopsida; Fagales; Juglandaceae
Exons: 4
Coding region: 491-838 (115 amino acids)
Source: RefSeq, a predicted model, not a curated record
CAGUAUAGUCCUGGAUCUCCAUGAGAUGCUUUGGCUUUUGUGCCCACAGCUGGACAUAUGCUUUGGUUUUUGUGCCCACAGCAAGAAGCAAGGAUGCGCCAAGGUGCUAAUCUGAGGCAUUAUUUCUCACUUGAUGUGCAACAUAAUUUCAGAUAAUUUGAUUGCUGCAACAUCUCACUCAUUUAGCUACAUUUUUGGCGGCCAUGCAAUGGUUAGAGGCUUGGAGCUCUUCCAAUUAGUCACACAUUUAUCUUAUCUUAGAAGGUAAUGAUCCAAUCGAAGGUUUUGGUGCCUGCUGAGCCAAAUUCUUGUGUUUUUGUUGUAAGUUGCUGGGGAUCUAAAUCAAUUAGUCCCUUCUGAAUGUUGACGGCUUGACAAUACACACAAAGCCGUAUGAUAUCGCUUUGAAUGGUAGCUUUGAAAAGAUAUAGUUGUCUGUUUGACUGGCAGCUUUGAUCAUCUGAAAGGUUGUACAUGACACAAAGCAUCGAUGAAAACCAUGGACCUCAACGCUUCAACGUUGCAUAUCAAGGCUCUGGAAACUCUUGCUUGGAGUCUCUUUCGGUGGUGGAGGGGGCAGCUGCGGCACCAUUACUGUAGACAUCUAGACAUGGGACCGGGGGGACCUGGUGGGCCUGGCUGGGGACCUGGCCCUGGGGGACCUGGUGUCUUCUUUGGUGGGUUUGCUAAUGGUUUAUGCAGCAUGAUAUCUUCGUGUUUCUACUGCCUAUGCUGUUGUUGGUUGCUACAAGAUUGCUUUGGUGGACCCCGUGGACCAUAUGGCCCUCCCGGAUGUUGUAUGCUUCGAACAUUGGUAGUCGCAAGAAGGACAGCUUGAUUUGGACUCACCCUUGGAACAAGAAGUUCAAGAUCAGAUAUUGUAUAAGGUUAUGUAUGGCCAAUACCUUAAUUCUUUUCCUUGGAAAUGCUUUAGAAGUGUAAGAUACCUCUCAAGGUUGCUUUUUUUGGUUCGCUGGCUUCACAUGGGAAAAUUCUGACUACGGACAAUUUGAGAAAGCAAGGCCUCAUCAUUUUGGAUUGGUGCUUUAUGUGUAAAAGGAAUGGAGAAUCGAUAGAUCAAACCUCUACAACAAGCCAAAAGAUCCACCAUCUAAUUGAUGCUAUGUGGAAAAUGAUUCCUCCAUGCCUUAUGUGGUGUAUUAGGCUUGGAAGGAACGGCCACAACUUUAAAAAUAGAGAGCGUUCAUUGGGAGAGUUUAGAGGCUUUUUCUUUCAUACUUUAUUUCUUUGGGGCUUCUGCUAUUGUUCUUGAUGGGGCUAAUUUUCAUGAUUUCCUUGUUGCUCCUCUCUUGUAUGCUCCAUGUGUACUUGGGCUA